Messenger RNA from Ictalurus punctatus (channel catfish), 992 nucleotides. RefSeq names its product apoptosis facilitator Bcl-2-like protein 14. The transcript has 6 exons. NCBI's taxonomy places the organism in Eukaryota, Metazoa, Chordata, Actinopteri, Siluriformes, Ictaluridae. Gene Ontology annotation, biological process: regulation of apoptotic process. The record is from RefSeq and is a predicted model, not a curated record. The coding region runs from base 284 to 910 and encodes 208 amino acids.
UACGACCUAUGCGGAACAAGGAGCCCAUACAACACACAGGAUAACGCCCACAGUGUUGCCAGAUUGUUUAAUCGCACUGCUAUAGAAACGUGACUUUGUGAGUUGAAGAGUUAUAGUGAGCAUUUACAAUGACUUGUGGGCGUUCGGACCCGUUAUUCUGUUGGAAACAGUCAACCUGAUCUGGCAAACCUGACGCCCACUAACUAAAGGAACACAACGUUGUGCUUGUGGUCGCGCGCCCUUUACAUUAGUGCGGAGAACUCCAGGGUUUCCUGUCGGCAAAAUGGAGACCAUGCCAGCUGACGACCUGUUCAGUACCGAGUAUCGGCUUCUGAAGAUUUAUCAUAAAAAAAGAACGUCAAGAUUAAGCCCAAAACCCAUACGCACACUCGUCCUAAACAAAUAUCUACAACUACCUACAGGAAUACGGACUGCUGCAGCUGCAAACACUGAUGCAUUCGUUCAAGUGGCUGAUCAGCUGACUCAUAUUGUAGACAGUGUAUCUCCUGCUCAGGAUCAAGUAGUAACAGAGAGUGACAUCAUCCAGCGACUUGUAGAGUUAAUGAAAGAAUAUGGGGACAAAGUAAAUGAAAAGAUUGAGAAGGACCAGGAACUUUUAAGAUAUCUCCAAGGUUUUUUCUCCUACACCCUGUUUGAGGAACUGGCCUCAGCCUUCAUUAGCAGUGUGGUGCCCUCAGGCAAACAGAUGAAAGAGGACAAUGAUCAGAAAAUAAAGAUUGCUUGGACCUUUGAGAUGACCAGCAGGCUGAGUGCCUUGGACCUGCAGCCUAUGAACAGAGUAAUGGGAUUCGGGGCCCAAUAUGUGCACCAGCAUUUUGCACCAUGGAUUCAGCAACAUGGUGGCUGGGAGAAUGCUUUUAAAAUUGAUGAAGGUGAUGAGGUGCAGUGAUGUCACUGGCUGCUUUUCCCAACAGAGACGUGUCAUGUUGUCCUCAACUGCCUCCUGAAUAAACAACUUUGCGAUGCUCAAA